UCCCGGAACUGACCCUGUUGAUAUUUGGUUUUUAUUUGGUUUAUGUAUUUUUUUUAAUGUAUUUUUGAAAGAUGUGUUUUUCUCCGUGUUGUCAUUUGCGUGGGAAUCGUUUUCAUGAAGUUCUUCAGCUAAUCCGUCUUUAGCCUCUCCCAAACGGAUGCAUUUCUCCGGCCAGUUGGUGGCGACAACAAUAUUUUGAGUGUAGUUAGCCAUAAAACCCAAAGAAGAAUUCAUCCGCCAUUUCACUAGCUUGCAGCCGGCCAGCCUCUCCAAAGGCAUUACAUUAAAUCCUAUAUUUAUUCAAUACUGCUCAAGUGAAGGUCCACUGCCAAACUUAGACAAUAUUUUAAUAACUUUUUGAAGUAGUCUACUGACCGCAAAUUCAUUCAGCAACAAAUCAGCGGAAACAGAAUAAACUGCGAAGAUGUCGACCGAGGCCGCUGCUACGGAGAAACCAGGCCAGGGGGAAAUGAACGGCAAGGCCAAGCAUGAACCCAAUACCAGGAAGGAGAGGCCCCAGAAGCGUGGAGGUGGUCGCUUUGAGCCCUAUGGAAACCCAUCAAAGAGAUACCGUGUGUUUGUCAGCAACAUCCCAUACGAUGUGAAAUGGCAGGCACUCAAAGAUCUAAUGAAAGAAAAAGUGGGUGAGGUAACGUACGUGGAACACUUAAUGGACGGAGAAGGCAAAUCAAGGGGUUGUGCGAUUGUUGAGUUCAGGACUGAGGAGCUGAUGAAGAAGGCUGUGGAGAAGGUCAACAAGCACAACCUGAAUGGUCGGCCCCUGAAGGUUAAAGAGGACCCAGAUGGUGUGAUUGCCCAGAGGGAUUCACACAGGGCCCAGGGUGGUGGAGGUGGUGGUGGGCCCCCAGGCGGCCAUGGUGGAAUGAACAUGGGGAUGGAUCGCAUGAAUAUGGAGCGGAUGAACAUGGACUGCAUGGGCCCAGGACCGGGCGGCCCACCCAUGGUCAACAUCCCCCCCAGCCUCAUGAACAACUCUAACAUCCCCAAUGAGAUCAUCCACGGGCUGCAGGCUGGCAAGAUCGGAAGCACGGUCUUCGUAGCUAACCUGGACUACAAGGUUGGCUGGAAGAAGCUGAAGGAGGUGUUUGGCAUGGCAGGAGUGGUGGUGCGUACUGACAUCUUGGAGGACAAGGAUGGGAAUAGCAGGGGCAUGGGCACUGUCACCUUUGACAUGCCUAUUGAAGCUGUCCAAGCCGUCAGCAUGUUCAACGGUCAACUACUGUUCAACCGGGUCAUGCAUGUCAAGCUGGAUGAGAAGUCCUUGCCAAAAGGAGACUUUGCACCACCGGAGAGACCCCCAGCACUACCCCGUGGCCUGAGUGGCAUUGGGCAGGGACUGGGGCCUGGUGGCCAACCCAUUGACGCCACCGCACUGAACCGAGGUGGUGGUGGAGGAAUGGGCAACAUGGGACCUGGGGGCAUGGAUGGCAUGGGCUUCGGUGGUGGCAUGGGUAGAAUGGGAGACAUGGAUAACUUUGGUGGAGGAAUGAACAACAUGGAGCGCUUUGGACCAUCAGGAAUGGGACGUAUGAAUGAGAUGGACCGUGAGAUUGGUGGUGCUUUUGACCGGGAGUGUGGUCGAAAUGAAAUGGGCAUGUCUCGCAAUAAUUUUGGGGAGUCCUUUGAUAGAGGAAUGGGUAGCUCACUGGGCAUGGACCGCAUGAGCUCUGGCAUGGAUCGCCUGGGUGGUGGAAUGGACCGUCUGGGUGGGAUGGAGAGGAUGGACCGUGUGUCUGAUCUGAACAGGCUGGGGGGCUCUGGCUUUGACCGUAUGGGCUCUGGGCUGGACCGGCUGGGUCCUAGUAUGGACAGACUUGGUUCUGGCCUGGAUCGUAUGAGCUCCAGCAUGGACCGCCUGGGCCCAGCUGGGUUUGACUGCCUAGGCCCAUCCAGUUUAGACCGCAUGUCUGCCGGCCUGGACUUCACCUCCCCCAUGGGCAUGGCGGACCGCAUGAACACCGGCAUGGAGAGGAUGGGAACCAACUUUGACCGCAUGGGGUCUGCUGGCAUGGACCGCUUCCCGACCACCGGGCUUGACCGCAUGGGCUCCACCAUGGACCACAUGGGCGCUGCCGGUGUUGGAGGCCAGUAUGACCGGCCUGCUGAGAUGGAACGUGGGGGCUUUGGAGGAAAUGGCUUUGGAGGAGCCGGAGGUCCUGGGGCCAACGCCAGGAAGGGCUGUCAGAUCUUUGUCCGGAAUCUGCCAUAUGACUUCACCUGGAAGGUGCUGAAGGAUACCUUCAAUACAUGCGGUAUCGUCCAAUAUGCUGACAUCAAGACAGAGAAUGGCAAGUCCAAGGGCUGUGGCGUGGUUCGCUUCGACAACCCGGAGACUGCCGAGAGAGCCUGUCACACCAUGAAUGGCUACAGGCUGAAUGGAAGAGAGAUCGAUGUCAGAAUUGACAGAAAUGCAUAAUCGUCCAGAUUGUCAUUUUGACCCUGAUAUUUGCAUAUUUCUAAUCGUCCAGAUUGUCAUUUUGACCCUGAUAUUUGCAUAUUUCUUGGUUUGUUGGGCAUUUGUAACAGUGCAAAUGUGUACUUUUAGUUAUUGCUCAUCUGUGCAUUUUUUUUUGUGACAAUUGUAUUUCUUUAUUUUACUUAAUGCUUCACUUCAUUGCUUUUUGUUCUGAGGUGUUUUGAUAAUAAAUAUCAUUGGAAUUUU
Messenger RNA from Salvelinus sp. IW2-2015, 2683 nucleotides. RefSeq names its product heterogeneous nuclear ribonucleoprotein M. Gene Ontology annotation, molecular function: mRNA binding. The record is from RefSeq and is a predicted model, not a curated record. Gene Ontology annotation, cellular component: nucleus; ribonucleoprotein complex; cytoplasm. NCBI's taxonomy places the organism in Eukaryota, Metazoa, Chordata, Actinopteri, Salmoniformes, Salmonidae.